AUGGCAGGGCAGUGGGCCAAAGCUCGAGGAUAUUCGCUGUCCAUCGAUGAAUUCAGUCUAUCCGAAGAGCGAUUUCCUUCCUUGAAUGCCAAGGGAUAUGAAAUCAAACUGUUGUGUGUCUGGCUGGCUGAGAUAGCUCCGGCCUACGCACGAUCCCCGAAAGCUUCCUCCGACACCGACCAUGCUGAUGUUCUCUCAAUGACUGCCCGAGCUUUGGCGAUCAACAUCAAGAUACUGGAGAAGCGAAAAUAUGAGAUCACACGGGAGGAUGUCGAUCGAGGGGUCCGAGCUUGCCAUCGGUUCGUCGUGGGCUAUAUCUGGUUGGCAUAUUCCUGCUAUCUGGAUGGACAGAAGCUGUACAAGCUACGUCCUAAGACGCUCGAGUUAACAGCAAUCGCACGGGGUUGUUCUGCGACGUUUUCGUUCGGAAUGAAUUCUUGCAAGCAGUUACUGCCAAUGCAUGUCUGUUAA
Symbiodinium sp. CCMP2592 is the source of this 471-nucleotide messenger RNA. NCBI's taxonomy places the organism in Eukaryota, Dinophyceae, Suessiales, Symbiodiniaceae. The record is from the annotation of a GenBank genome assembly.